This is a messenger RNA of Herpailurus yagouaroundi (jaguarundi), 3391 nucleotides long. RefSeq names its product Rho GTPase activating protein 24 (gene ARHGAP24). The transcript has 7 exons. The record is from RefSeq and is a predicted model, not a curated record. Gene Ontology annotation, cellular component: focal adhesion. Gene Ontology annotation, molecular function: GTPase activator activity. Gene Ontology annotation, biological process: negative regulation of Rac protein signal transduction; signal transduction; activation of GTPase activity. Bases 814 to 2787 code for a protein of 657 amino acids. Lineage: Eukaryota; Metazoa; Chordata; Mammalia; Carnivora; Felidae.
AAGGGGAGACGGAGCAGGAGGAGGGGGAGGAUAGGCUCCCUGCAGAGCUGCCUCCACCACGGAUCCGAGGAGGCUGCUUGGAAUGGGCACUCAACUGUCCUGACGUGGCGAUUCCCUCGGGAGCCCUGGGAGUUUGAAGACAGACGGGAAAAGGGAGAAGCCUGCAGAGAGCAUCAAAGGAUGAGGGGUGCUGUAAAAGGAACAGGGGAGUCCUUUGAAAAGAACCUAUCAUGCACUGAAAUGCUUUCUGGAGAAGGUGCCAUUAUUUGCUUCCCCUUUCGCUCAGAUGAAAGGAGCCAGCAAGGACCGUCCUGAAGUAUUCCUCAGGGGCCUUUUUGUCAUUGUUCCUUUUAUUCCCCAUGCACACGACUAUUUGCUGACCUUUCCAGAGGAAUCUCAGUCCCCUCAGUUCCAGCUGAGAAGACAGUUCUUAAUAAAAAAAAUAAAAAAAAAACCAAAAAACAAAAACAACAAAACAAAACAAAACAAUUCCUGCUGUUUGAGUGGAAGGUGCGGCUGGCUGCCGUUCUUUUUGCUGUGACAUUUUGGAAUGUCUGCAGAAACUUAAAGCAAAACACCCAAAUCUUAAAGCUCCUUGGAUUAGGCAAGAGAAAAGGAAGUUUUUGCCAAAAGAGAAGUAAAUGAGAGGUGGUAACUUAUCCCUGAUCUGGGACCUGGACGAUCAAAGCCUUCAAGUUCUAGGAAUCAGCACUUCAGCCCUAACAAAUAAACAUGAGAAGGAGUGGCCGUGGGGUAUCACACAGAGGCAGGUUUUAAAGGAAGCCUGGAACUGAUUCAGAACUUCGGGCCUGUAUGAUGCCUGAAGACCGAAAUACUGGGGGACGCCCCUCAGGUGCCUUAGCGUCAACUCCGUUCAUUCCUAAAACUACAUACAGAAGAAUCAAACGAUGUUUUAGUUUUCGGAAAGGCAUUUUUGGACAGAAACUUGAAGACACUGUCCGUUAUGAGAAGAGAUAUGGGAACCGUCUGGCUCCAAUGUUGGUGGAGCAGUGUGUGGACUUUAUCCGACAAAGGGGGCUGAAGGAAGAGGGUCUGUUCCGACUGCCAGGCCAGGCUAACCUCGUUAAGGAGCUCCAGGAUGCCUUUGACUGUGGAGAGAAGCCAUCAUUUGACAGCAACACAGAUGUACACACAGUGGCAUCACUUCUUAAACUGUAUCUCCGAGAACUUCCAGAACCAGUUAUUCCUUAUGCAAAGUAUGAAGAUUUUUUGUCCUGUGCCAAACUGCUCAGCAAGGAAGAGGAAGCUGGCAUUAAGGAAUUAGCAAAGCAGGUGAAGAGUUUGCCUGUGGUCAAUUACAACCUCCUGAAGUAUAUUUGCAGGUUCUUGGAUGAAGUGCAAUCCUAUUCUGGAGUUAACAAAAUGAGUGUGCAGAACUUGGCCACUGUCUUUGGCCCUAAUAUCCUGCGCCCUAAAGUGGAAGAUCCUUUGACCAUCAUGGAGGGCACGGUGGUGGUCCAGCAGUUGAUGUCAAUGAUGAUUAGCAAACAUGAUCGCCUCUUCCCCAAAGAUGCAGAACUGCAAAGCAAACCCCAAGAUGGCACGAGCAAUAACAACAAUGAAAUUCAGAAGAAAGCCACCAUGGGCCAGCUACAGAAUAAGGAGAACAAUAAUACCAAGGACAGUCCUGGUAGGCGGUGCUCUUGGGACAAGUCCGAGUCUCCCCAGAGAAGUGGUGUGGAUAAUGGAUCCCCCACAGCUCUACCAGGUAGUAAAACCAACAGCCCAAGGAACAGUGUUCACAAGCUGGACGUCUCUAGAAGCCCCCCUCUUAUGGUCAAAAAGAAUCCUGCUUUCAAUAAGGGCAGUGGGAUAGUCACCAAUGGGUCCUUCAGCAGCAGUAAUGCCGAAGGUCUGGAGAAAACCCAAACCACUCCCAAUGGGAGCUUACAGGCCAGAAGGACCUCUUCACUGAAGGGGUCUGGUACCAAAAUGGGCACCCACAGUGUACAGAAUGGAACAGUGAGAAUGGGCAUUUUGAACCCCGACAUGCUUGGGAACCCCGUGAACGGUCGCAGCAUGAGCUGGCUGCCCAAUGGCUACGUGACCCUGAGGGAUAACAAGCAGAAAGAACAAGCAGGGGAGUCAGGCCAGCACAACAGACUCUCCACCUAUGAUAACGUCCAUCAGCAGUUCUCCAUGAUGAACCUUGAUGACAAGCAGAGUGUCGACAGCGCCACCUGGUCCACUUCCUCCUGUGAAAUCUCCCUCCCGGAGAAUUCCAACUCCUGUCGCUCUUCCACCACCACCUGCCCAGAGCAAGACUUUUACGGGAGUAAUUUUGAGGACCCUGUUUUGGAUGGGCCCCCACAGGAUGACCUCUCCCACCCUGGCGACUAUGAAAACAAAAGUGACCGGAGGAGUGUGGGAGGUCGAAGCAGUCGUGCCACCAGCAGCAGCGACAACAGUGAGACAUUUGUGGGCAACAACACCAGCAACCACAGUGCCCUGCACAGUUUAGUGUCCAGCCUGAAACAGGAGAUGACCAAACAGAAGAUAGAGUAUGAGUCCAGGAUAAAGAGCUUAGAACAGCGAAACUUGACUUUGGAAACAGAAAUGAUGAGCCUCCAUGAUGAACUGGAUCAAGAAAGGAAAAAGUUCACAAUGAUAGAAAUCAAAAUGCGAAAUGCAGAGCGAGCAAAAGAAGAUGCAGAGAAAAGAAACGACAUGCUUCAGAAAGAAAUGGAGCAGUUUUUUUCCACUUUUGGGGAGCUGACAGUGGAACCCAGGAGAACCGAGAGAGGAAACACGAUAUGGAUCCAGUGAGCCCACUUUUUCCCGCUGUCUCCAAUGGAUCUGGGAAGGGCUCCGUGGUUCUGGUGGGAACAUUCUACGGGAUCAGGUGGCUGGUUCCUUGCUGUACAGUGCUCUAACUGGUGAAGGAAUAUCAUUUACAGACAUUACCCAUCCAUAUCUGCAAUGUGUACCAAAGUUCUAUCAUGCCCCAUAAUGCUACUGUCAAGUGUUACAACUGGAUUUGUGUAUAGAGAGUAGUUUUUAAAAAGUAAACUAAAAAUGAGAAGCAUAUCUCAAGAAUUAUUUUAUUGCAAGUCUUGUAUUUAAAAUGUUAAAUCAAUAUGUCGUUGCAAUUUAGCUUGCUUUCAAGCUUCACCCCUUGCACUUAACAUAAGCUAUUUUUGGCAUUGUGUUCUCAUCAGCUUAUUUUAUAGAUCAAUAUUUUUAUUUCCCCUCUUGCUGAGGAAAUGAAGAUGAGCAGAUAUAUAAAUAUAUAUAAAUAUAUAUCAGAUGAGUUAUUAAAAUCAAAAGAAUACUUUGUGGCUGUGCUGUUUGUGCCAAUAGACCUCGCCAUGACCAAAAAGAGAAAUGUAAUGGUUUUAUAAAAUACAAUAGAAUCACCAGAAACCUUUGA